Thlaspi arvense is the source of this 3389-nucleotide messenger RNA. The record is from the annotation of a GenBank genome assembly. NCBI's taxonomy places the organism in Eukaryota, Viridiplantae, Streptophyta, Magnoliopsida, Brassicales, Brassicaceae.
AUGCUUCAAAACUAUCUAAGGGCACGGAAGAAGCAAUCGUCGACACUACCGUCACUUCCCGAAGACAUCAUCAUUGAUAUCUUAGCGCGUUUCCGGUCAGUUGUUACCUCGCCUGAGAUAUACGCGAGGCGAAUAAUAUUAGGUUGCACCGAACACUGUCUCUAUGUUGCGCUCUUUAAUUAUGAAACCCAUGCUUACCGUUUGUCAAUUCUCCACCAGAAAGCCAACAGCAAUAGCUGCUUGGUCCUUAUCCCAUCGCUUCCCCAUAUACCUUACGAUGGAAGUUUUGUUGCGGUGGGCUCGAGGAUAUAUGUGUUUGGUGGGACUAACAAACACAAUAUGACAACGAGUGCGCUAACCAUCGAUUGUAGAUUUCACACGGUGCAACCUCUCCCGAGCAUACCUGUUCUCAUGUCUGAUACAAUGGCUGGCAUCAUCGACGGGAGAAUCUACGUAAUUGGAAACAGUGGUUGUGACGAUGACCCGAAGAAGGUGAUGGAGAAGUGGUACAAUGCGUGUGUCGUCGAGGACGUAUUGUACUACUUUGAUUGUCGCAAAAAGAGUUUCAGAAGGUAUGAUCGUGGUGGUGAAUGGUGGUUUGGAAAGAUUCUUGCCUGGGUGGAAAUUAUGGCGACUGUGAGUUACGGUGGGAAACUGGCUCUGUUUUAUAUAAAUGGUGAAAAUCAACCUAGGACAACACGUGAGAUUUGUUUUUCGUGUAAGGAUAUUUCGCUGGAAAGACGUGAAGGAGGAGACAUUUGGGGUCGAGUUGAGUGGUGUGGUCAUGUUUUGACUGGGGAUUUUGAGUUUUUGAAACGUCUAGCUGUUGUUAGUAGUGGGUGGAGCUAUUUGGAGAGGCACCAUGGUUUGAAUUGGAAGACGCAAAGGAAAGGCUGGACUGCAGCGAAAUCGAAACCCUUGGAGUGUGCUGAAGGGAAUAAGUCGGCCACUGCUGCCUACGAUCCAAGACUUGAAGCAAAGCUUGUUUCUGCUUCAUUGGCACUGCUCAUCAAGCUUUACAUUACGGCGCGUGGGCGCGUGUUACCGUUUACAGAGAAGGAUAGAUCGGAAGAAGAGACCGGAACACUGGAAUCGAGUCUCCUACAGCUGAUCGAUGACAACCGUCGAUCGUCGUUACAGCUCCGAGAAAAGACCGAGAGAUCGAGGAAGGAGGCGAUUAGACACGCGGCGAGAACGGCGGAUCUGCUCGUGAAGGCGGUGAACGGAGGAGUGGAGGAGUGUUUCGUUAACGAGAAGCGAAUUGAGGCGGAGAUAAGAUCUCUGGCGGUCACGGUGGCGCGAUUCGGCAAACAGACGGAUCAGUGGCUUGCUGCAACUCACGCUGUUAAUAGCGCCGUUAAGGAAAUCGGAGAUUUUGAGAAUUGGAUGAAGACGAUGGAGUUUGAUUGCAAGAAAAUCACUGCUGCAAUUCGCAACAUUCACCAAGAUCAUCACUAAGGAGCACUUUUGUUACAGGGAUGAUAAAAUUUCCAAGAAUGUCCAGUAAAGAAAAUACCAAACUCUGGUAUGGUCAGUGAUCUUUUAAAUUUGGAUUCUAGAGUUUUGAUAGAUGAUGCAUAUACCAUUCCUGUUAGCGUUUCUCUGUGUGAGUAGUGCCACCUGAUUGGAUCAUAGAAUUUGAUAAUCUACUCAAAGAAAGAUGAUGAAGACGUUUCUUUUCUUGAACAAGUUGCGUCUCAAACGCAAAAAGUUCAUGUUCUCCAAGGCUGACAUCUGCUUCCUUGAGCUGUUUCUAUCUGUUUUAUGUUCAGUCUCUCUUUGGUUAGCCGCCAUUUUUGUGUGGCAAACAUUGUAUUCUUGAUCACAUUCUCUACUUAGCUGUUGAGGCAAACCCAACUUGUUUAACUGCUCUACUCAAAGCUACCUGAACGCUUAACAUGUUCUAACCGGUCUUAGCCCAUAACCGGUCGGUCUGGUCCGUAAUGAUUUGGACUGGGCCCACAGACAGCCAAUAAGAAGAUAUUAGGGGACAUGUCUUAUCAAACGUGUCUACCAAAAUUAGGGCAUCGAAGGAACGAUCCAGGGAACCACCGUCUCUGAUGAUGUCACUUCCCGAAGACGUCAUCGUUGACAUCAUAGCGCGCGUACCAAGAUGCGACUAUCCAACACUCUCCCUCGUUUCUAAGCAUUUCCGGUCAGUUGUUACCUCGCCUGAGAUAUACGCAAGACGAUCCUUAUUGGGUUGCACCGAACACUGUCUCUAUGUUUUCCUCUAUAACAUAAGAGAAGAUUAUUACCGUUGGUAUAUUCUCCGCCGGAAAACCAACGGCAGUAGCAGCUUGGUCCUUGUCCCUUCGCUUCCCGCUACUAAUUUCGGUAGAUGCGCUGUGGCGGUGGGCUCGAAGAUAUAUGUGUUUGGUUCGAUCUAUAACAAUCACAAUAUGACACGGACACCGAGUGCCUUAAGCAUCGAUUGUAGAUCUCACAAGGUGCAGACCCUUCCCAACAUGCCUAUACCCUUGAAUGCUAUAGUCGCUGAGUUCAUCGAUGAGAAAAUAUAUGUAUAUGAUGGUAGUGUUCAAUACAGAAACACAAAAGUGGGAGCCAGAGAUGAUAAAGCCGGACGUGGAGCUAGGUCUCGUGCUGUAUAAUGGUGGGGUGGUGAUGGCUGAUAAGAUGUACGUGAACGUGAGAGAUGGUGAGAGCACCUAUGUUUACGAGCCAAUGGAAAGUAAAUGGGAAAGGGACGAGAUGAUGAGUCUUAUGCAGUGGAGGUGUGCGUGUGUGGUCGAUGACAUGUUGUACUACUAUGAUUGUGACGUGAACAGAUUAAAAACGUAUGAUCCAAAGAAGAUGUGUUGGGGAGAGGUGCAAGGUUUGGAAGAAUUCUUGGCUGAGACGACUUGUUCAUCAAGUUUCUCACGGGCUGUAACUGUGAGUUACGGUGGGAAUCUGGCUUUUUUUUCUUAUGAUAUGACGACAGAUCAGGGUUGGUGUGGGGAGAUUUUGUUGGAAAGACGUCGAGCAGGGGAGAUUUGGGGUAAAGUUGAUCAGUGGUGUGAUCAGGUUAUGAUUCCGAAGAAUUUUCUCUUGGUGAAAGCUCUAGAUGUAAUGCUUUGAUGUUGAAACUCUUAUUCAUAUAAACUGUGUUUGGUUUUAUUUUUUAUUUUAUUUUUGGAAAUCAACUUUGAGCACUCUGGAAUCUGGAUCAUUGCCACAUUGCUAAUUGUUAUGUCUCUUUCAACAAAGUUUUAAGAAUUUGAGGUGAGAGCUUUGCAUCGUUUCUUUUAGUUCAGAGACUUCUUGUUACUUCAUUGGCACUGGUUUUUUCUUGUAGAGUAAUUAAAGCUGCAAGCAGACCACUUGUGAGUUGUGAUCACACCAGUGUUCUGUUUUCAAAACCAGUCUUCUUUUUUAAACAAAAAAAC